AUUAGUUAAUGGUGCUUGUGCCCUCUGGUCACACUGAAGUUUCUCGCGUCGAGUUUGCAGAAAGAAAUAACAUUGUUAGAUUUUAGUGCAUUGCAGUGGAAAGAUAAAAAUGCCGCCCACUAUAAAUAAUUCGACGGCAAAUAGCGCUGCGGAAAAGCGACCGCAGCGUCAGACAGAACGCAAGUCCGAGAUAAUUUGCCGCGUUAAAUAUGGCAAUAAUUUGCCGGAUAUUCCCUUCGAUCUAAAGUUUCUGCAGUAUCCGUUCGAUAGCAAUCGCUUUGUGCAGUACAAUCCCACAUCGCUGGAGCGCAACUUUAAGUACGAUGUGCUGACGGAACACGAUCUUGGCGUCACAGUGGAUCUCAUCAAUCGCGAACUUUACCAGGCCGAUUCAAUGUCACAACUGGAUCCGGCUGAUGAGAAACUGCUCGAGGAGGAGACAAUGACGCCAACGGAUUCGGUGCGCUCACGCCAACAUUCACGUACAGUGUCCUGGUUGCGCAAAUCCGAAUACAUCUCCACGGAACAGACGCGCUUCCAGCCUCAGAAUCUGGAGAAUAUUGAGGCCAAGGUGGGCUACAAUGUGAAGAAGUCGCUGCGCGAGGAGACCCUCUAUCUGGAUCGCGAUGCCCAGAUCAAGGCCAUCGAGAAGACGUUCAUCGACACAAAGAGUGACAUCACCAAGCAUUAUUCCAAGCCGAAUGUGGUGCCCGUUGAGGUGUUGCCCAUAUUCCCCGACUUCACCAAUUGGAAGUAUCCCUGCGCUCAGGUCAUUUUCGACAGCGAUCCGGCGCCACAGGGCAAAAAUGUGCCCGCACAGCUGGAGGAGAUGUCGCAGGCCAUGAUUCGUGGUGUCAUGGACGAGAGCGGUGAACAGUUUGUCGCCUACUUUUUGCCAACAGAGCCAACGCUGGAGAAGCGUCGCAACGACUUUGUCGCCGGCGAGCUCUACAAAGACGAUGAGGAAUACGAGUACAAAAUUGCGCGCGAAUACAACUGGAAUGUCAAGACAAAAGCGUCCAAGGGCUACGAGGAGAACUACUUCUUUGUCAUGCGACCCGACGGCAUCUACUACAACGAGCUGGAGACGCGUGUGCGUCUCAACAAGCGACGCGUCAAACUCGGACAGCAGCCGAACAACACGAAACUGGUUGUUAAGCAUCGUCCGCUUGAUGCCAUUGAGCAUCGCAUGCAGCGCUAUCGCGAACGCCAAUUGGAGGUGCCUGGCGAGGAGGAGGAAGAGGAGGACGAUGAAAUGGAGGUGGAUGAGGAGCAAACGAAAACCGCGGCUGCAGCGGAUUUGGCUGUCAAAUCAAAGACUGCUGUCGAAGAGGCAGCAGCUGCUGGCGGCUCAACGCCAACGCCCGAUGCACAGGCGCAACGUGAACGACAGUCUCGCUCCCGCACCCGCUCCGGUGGCUCACGUUCACGCACACGCAGCCGAAGCGGCAGCGCCAGUGGUAGCGGCUCCCAUAGUCGCAGUCGCAGCCGCUCCAGCUCGGCGAGCGGCUCAGGCUCACGGGCCAGCAGCCGCUCCAAGUCUGGCUCCCGCUCGCCAAGCGGGUCACGGUCGCGCUCCAAUACACCCGCUGGGUCGCACAAGUCGCGCAGUCGCAGUGCAUCACGCAGCCACUCAAAAUCUAAGUCGAAAUCCAAGUCGAAAUCAAAGUCAAAGUCACGCAGUCGCAGUCGCAGUGCAUCUGGGUCGCGUUCUGGCUCCGGUUCCCGUUCGCCCAGCCGUUCGCGCAGUGGUUCACCAAGCGGGUCCGGCUCGGGCUCCAGCUCUGGCAGCGGCACCGAGGAGGAAUAAACAUAAUAGCAAUAACAAUAAUUCGCAAACUUUUGCAGCUUCUAAUUUAAGAGAGAACAAUACACAAAAUGUACACAAAGACAAAAAACA
This is a messenger RNA of Drosophila grimshawi, 1900 nucleotides long. It is a transcript of the gene atms, whose product is annotated as RNA polymerase II-associated factor 1 homolog. Bases 110 to 1810 code for a protein of 566 amino acids. Lineage: Eukaryota; Metazoa; Arthropoda; Insecta; Diptera; Drosophilidae. The transcript has 3 exons. The record is from RefSeq and is a predicted model, not a curated record. Gene Ontology annotation, molecular function: chromatin binding; RNA polymerase II complex binding. Gene Ontology annotation, cellular component: Cdc73/Paf1 complex. Gene Ontology annotation, biological process: transcription elongation by RNA polymerase II.